AUGCGUCCCUUUUCGAUCCGUACUGUCGAUGAGCAACCAGGUCAGACUUACCCAGUGAUCGUGGCGCCCAAUACGCCUUCAAAAACUGAGCUGGCCGGACCAGACAUCCCGGUGUCUUCUGUCAGCCAUUUGCUACACAGCACGGUUCCUCAUGGCCCAGACUACUUAAUGCUUCCCCGCCGUUCUGAGCCCCGAUCAGGUGCCGCAAUGUAUGACAGCGAGAUAUUCGUUUGUUUCAAUCGGGCCGAACAUAUUCCCGUCACUGUCAUGGCAUCCGGACGGGAAACGCCAUUGCAACAAAACACGACACAUCUGCUACGUGGUAAUCUAAUUCCCCACCGCUACUCCAGAUCCACCUUACUUGUGGUGACAUCAAGCCAGCCGGCUGAUCCGGCUCCCCUAACGGACCGUCACUUGCUGCCCCGCACUUAUAUCUCCAGCAAUGGCACUGUCACGGAGCGUUACUUUCUGCAUGGAGAUCAACGUUGGAUAGUCAUAGCUUUGCAUCGUGACUACGAUCCCACUUCGCACAGCAUAGUUAGUUUUGAUGUUGAGUAUACUCUUCAACGCGGCACCAUGCAAGAAAUUGGACGUGAACUGUUCCGAAUUGGCGACACGUUGGGUCUUCACGUUGAACGAAGCAGAACCAACGCAACAGUGGGCAUUGGGGCCACACGUCUGAAUGGUCCUGAAUACUUGUUUGGACGUUAUGUAGAUCAUGCCAAUGCGGUGUCACAGACAGCCCAGCUGCGGCCAAAGCCAGGCACAGGCGGGCUCAUAAACGAAUGGGAAGCGUUUUCCGUUGAACAUUACUACCCAGACGUGGGCAAUCUGGGCCACCGCUAUGCGCCGGCGCUUCUGGUAUUGGUGAGAUGUGAGGACGCCCACUUCAUCCCUAGUACGAUGAUUCACUGGUUGCGGACGGUACACGAUACUAUUGAAGCCGAGUGCCAGAAACAUGUCAGCCCUCUCCAGUAUCAACCAAUCGUUCACCAGAGCUCAGUUGAAACCCUCCUCCAUACCUGUCUGUUACAAUUCUUGAGAGUCCGCGAUCCUCGCAUGGCCGUCAAUUUCAGUGGAGUCUUUCGACUCAAAGAAGAAGUCAGUGUGAGGAGACCGGCUUACUCUGCGGUCUGUCUGUUAAUAACACCUGAUGCAUUCCAGGACCCGGGACUGCUACAAACCACUUUCCCGCCGUGCUGGUUCCGAUGCUCUAUCUAUCUUCCUCUCAUUGGACGCUGGAACCGUGAAGUUUUUGUACAUGUUGGACAGGCCGCAAACUCAUCUGCCGCCACGCACUCCGUUUGGCUAACUGGCGAGGUUCUUGCCCGAACUCAAUUGCGUGAUACGAUGAUUAGGGUGAGUCCCGGCUUUGCCUUCGAGCAGGGUGCCUACGCAUCACAAUUGCCGGCACCUGCCCCCAUCAUCACGGUUCAUAGCCGUGGCCACGUGAUUAGUUUCAGCCAGCGUAAUUUCGAUUGCUGGAUCAUAGUAGCACUGCAUAACGUUACGGAAGAGAGUCUGACUCGCCUAAAGUUAGCUCAGGUCACGCACUUCAAUAUGGUUUAUGAGGCUUCGAACGCGCUCGUAGCGCAGAUCGGCCCGAGUGUCUUCAGGCCAGGCAAUGUGGUGAACUUCCACGGCGUGGUUAUGCACUACGUUUGCCAGAGUGGCAAAUGGAUCAUUAAGACUUGUCGGUACACACGAAAGAAACACGCUGGUAUUUUAUCUAGACCGGGUAUAUGCUAA
Melampsora larici-populina 98AG31 is the source of this 1749-nucleotide messenger RNA. RefSeq lists its product as uncharacterized. The transcript has 10 exons. Bases 1 to 1749 code for a protein of 582 amino acids. NCBI's taxonomy places the organism in Eukaryota, Fungi, Basidiomycota, Pucciniomycetes, Pucciniales, Melampsoraceae. The record is from RefSeq and is a predicted model, not a curated record.